AUGCAGGACCUGUUUGCAUAUGUGGACGAUCUCUCGACUCGUUUGUCAGAAGCCGAGUACGAACUUCGUGAUCGAAAAGACGUGAUCAAGUUGACACGCGACCGUAUCGAAGAGUUCAAGAAGCAGAUCCAAGUUUUGGAAGCUGAGAAGUCUCGUCAUGCCUUCGCAUCCGUUUUGAUCGAUGGUGAUUGUAUGCUGUUCAAUGAUGACCUUGUGAAAGCCGGACUAGAAGGUGGAAAGAGAGCCGCCCACUUACUCAAACAAGCUGUUGAGGAAGAACUUCGAUCAUCUCCACCUGCGUUGGCCCACCAUACCCAGGUGGUCAUUCGUGUUUACGCGAACAUGAAGGGCCUGGCGAAGACAUACAAAGACGCGGAGAUUCUCCCACAAUUAGCGUCCUUUGACGAGUUCGUGCGUGGUUUCAACAUGGGCGACCCCAUGUGUGAUUAUGUUGAUGCUGGCAACGGCAAAGAGUGCUCGGAUGAGAAGAUCAAGGGUAAGCCAUGUGUCAUCCAAACAAAACGCCAAAUGCUUACAACACGCAGCAAUGUUCCGGCACGAUCUAGCGGACAUGCACUGCCACCAAAUCUUGUUCGGCGGCUCAGCCGAUAA
Messenger RNA from Alternaria novae-zelandiae, 612 nucleotides. RefSeq lists its product as uncharacterized. The transcript is spliced from 2 exons. The coding region runs from base 1 to 612 and encodes 203 amino acids. The record is from RefSeq and is a predicted model, not a curated record. Lineage: Eukaryota; Fungi; Ascomycota; Dothideomycetes; Pleosporales; Pleosporaceae.